Molecule: messenger RNA, 830 nt
Organism: Pipra filicauda (Wire-tailed manakin)
Lineage: Eukaryota; Metazoa; Chordata; Aves; Passeriformes; Pipridae
Gene: PAIP2B
Product: poly(A) binding protein interacting protein 2B
Exons: 4
Coding region: 294-671 (125 amino acids)
Biological process (GO): negative regulation of translational initiation
Cellular component (GO): cytoplasm
Molecular function (GO): mRNA regulatory element binding translation repressor activity
Source: RefSeq, a predicted model, not a curated record
AAUGUCCCAGGGCAGUGUGGGGCAGCUGGGAGCGCUCCCAGCCGGUGGAAAAAUCCACAGGGCCGGGAGAUAAAGCGGGAUGAGAGGUGCAGUUUGGGCCUCUGGAGCGCAGAGACUUUAUCUAGGAAGGGAGAUUGGAGAAGGGAGAUUGGAUCGGGAUGCCAGGGCGUGGGAGGGACAGGGAGUCAGGGAAGGAGCGCUGGGAGAGUGGCUGGACCAGCCGGACCUGUGGAGCAGAGCUGGAACGGGAGAAUCCAUCCCUUGGGAGAGGAGGCUGACGAGAGUCCGUAAGGAUGAAUGGCUCCGAGCUCGCCAGCACCACGGCAUCCAGUCCCAAAUCCAAGGAGGAUCCGGUGGUGAACGGGCACGAUGAGAAGGAGAACAACCCCUUCGCCGAGUACAUGUGGAUGGAGAACGAGGAGGACUUCAACAGGCAGGUGGAGGAGGAGCUGCAGGAGCAGGAAUUCCUCGACCGCUGCUUCCAGGAGAUGCUGGAGGAGGAGGACCAGGACUGGUUCAUCCCGUCCCGGGACCUGCCCCAGGGCGUGGGGCAGCUGCAGCAGCAGCUCCACGGGCUCUCGGUGGGGGACGGCCACGGCUCCGAGGACAUUCUGAGCAAAAGCAACUUGAAUCCAGAUGCCAAGGAGUUUGUGCCGGGUGUGAAGUACUGACAGGCCAGGCCUGGAGAGAGACUGAAUCCCUGCUCCAGGGAAUGCCAGGGGAUAGAGGGGGGACAGCCCGGCUGGACUCGGCGCCGGGAUCUGCUCCAGCUUCAAGUACCUGUUCUUUUCCUCCUUUAUUAUUUUUUAACACUUUGUAUCGUCCCAUCA